GUGGCGGGGGCUCAGAGCUGUUCAGGCGGACACUGGAGCAGGCUCGGACCCGGGAACAGGAGCCCAUCUGCGGAUUAGUUUAAAGCGGUUUCCCCCAAAAGCAGAGGAAACAUGGAGCAUCUGAGACUCACCCUGCUGCUCGCCCUGCAGGUGUUCGUGAGGGCGCAGUUGGAUUCGGGACAGUCCCAAAUCGAGAUCCUGGCCCCGGAGCUGAGUGAUGUGUGCACAGAGGGGAGCUGUUACCCAGCAACAGGGGACCUUCUGAUCGGCCGCGCCCACCAGCUCUCCUCCAGCUCCACCUGCGGACUGCACCGACCCGAACCGUUCUGCAUUGUCAGCCAUCUGCAGGAGGAGAAGAAAUGUUUUGUGUGCGACUCCUCAGACCCCUACAAUGAACUGGACAAUCAGUUGAAUAAUCAUCGGAUCGAAAACGUGGUCACAACCUUCGCCGUGAACAGACUCAAGACCUGGUGGCAGUCCGAGAACGGUGUGGAGAAUGUGACUGUCCAACUCAACCUUGAGGCAGAGUUUCACUUCACUCACCUCAUCAUGACUUUUAAGACUUUCCGUCCCGCUGCGAUGGUCAUAGAACGUUCCUCGGACUUCGGAAAAACAUGGCAGGUUUAUCGGUACUUUGCAUAUGACUGUGAGAGUUCGUUUCCCUCAGUGUCCCAAGGCCCCAUGAGGAAAGUGGAUGACGUCAUCUGUGACUCGAGAUACUCCGACAUCGAACCAUCCACAGAGGGAGAGGUUAUCUUCAGAGUUCUGGACCCAGCCUUUAGGAUCGACGACCCGUACAGCCCCAGAAUACAGAACAUGUUGAAGAUCACAAACUUGAGGGUAAAGUUCACAAAGUUGCACACGCUCGGGGACAACCUUCUGGACUCUCGAAUGGAAAUAAAGGAGAAGUAUUAUUACUCCAUCUAUGACAUGGUUGUCAGGGGCAACUGCUUCUGCUAUGGACACGCCUCUGAGUGCGCACCCAUCGAGGGAACGGAACAGGCCAGGGAGGGCAUGGUCCAUGGCCACUGCAUGUGUAACCACAACACUAAAGGACUGAACUGUGAGCAGUGUCAGGACUUCUACCACGAUCUGCCCUGGAGACCAGCCGAGGGACGCAAUACAAACGCAUGCAAGAAGUGUAACUGUAACCAUCACUCAGACUCGUGUCACUUCGACAUGGCCGUGUUUGAGGCAUCUGGAAACGUAAGCGGAGGCGUCUGUGAGGACUGCCAGCACCACACGGCCGGACAUCAGUGUGAACUCUGCCAACCGUUCUACUACCAACACCCAGAGAGGGACCUACGGGACCCCAACAUCUGCCAACCCUGUAACUGUGACCCGGUGGGCUCUCUGAAUGGGGGGAUUUGUGACGGUCUCACAGACGUUCGGGUCGGACUCAUCGCGGGACAGUGCAGAUGUAAAGUGAACGUGGAGGGAGAGAGAUGUGAGCGCUGCAGACAGGCGCACUACGGCCUCAGCGAAGAACCAGAGGGAUGCAAACCGUGCACAUGCAGCCCUCUGGGGACUCUUCCUGGAGGAAACCCCUGUGAGAGCGAAACGGGAAGCUGCUUCUGCAAACGGCUGGUGACCGGACGAGACUGCGACCAGUGUGUGGCUGAACACUGGGGCCUGAGCAAUGACAUGGACGGAUGUCGACCCUGUGACUGUGACCUGGGAGGAGCCGUCAACAACCAGUGUGAUCAGGUGAACGGGCAGUGCGUGUGUAGGCCUCACAUGUUUGGCCGCCGCUGUGAUCAGGUGGAGUCUGGAUUUUACUUCAUCGCUCUGGACCACUACACCUACGAGGCCGAGGACGCCAAGUUCGGGCCUGGCGUGACAGUGGUGCAGAGGCCACACCCCUUGGACCGCAGCCCCACCUGGACAGGUAUGGGCCUGGUCAACGUCCCAGAGGGGGCCUACCUGGAGUUUUCUGUGGACAACAUCCCUCACUCCAUGGAGUAUGACAUUGUGAUUCGCUACGAGCCCCAGUUGCCGGAGCAAUGGGAGGAGGUGAUUCUGACAGUGAUCAGACCUGGUCCGAUCACAGCCGACAGUCGAUGUGUGAACACUGUUCCUGAUGACGACAACCAGAUGGUGUCCCUGCACCCGGGCUCUCGUCAUGUGGUGCUGCCGAGGCCGGUCUGUUUUGAGUCGGGUCUGAACUACACGAUCCGCCUGAGUCUGCCUUUGUAUUCUGCUCUGAGCGACGUGCAGUCCCCGUACACACUCAUAGAUUCUAUUGUGUUGAUGCCAAACUGUAAGAACCUGGAGAUCUUCACAGUGUCAGAGGGGGCAGACAUUGGGUCGAGUGAAUGGGACACGUUUCAGAGAUAUCGCUGUCUGGAAAACAGCCUCAGCGUCAUCAAAACUCCAAUGAGCGAUAUCUGCAGAAACUACAUCUUCAGCAUCUCCGCCAUGCUGCACCAGGGAGCCAAAGAAUGCCAGUGUGAUCCUCAGGGGUCCCUCAGCACUGUGUGUGACCCGAGCGGAGGUCAGUGUCAGUGCAAACCCAACGUAGUGGGAAGGAACUGCGACAAAUGUGCUCCGGCCACGUUUCAGUUCGGACCCAAUGGCUGCAGAGUGUGUGAGUGCGACCCUCAGGGCUCGCUCUCCCCUCUCUGUGACCCCCUCAGUGGGCAGUGUGGGUGUGUGCCGGGGGCUUAUGGGCGUCAGUGUGACCGGUGCCUCCCUGGACACUGGGGCUUCCCGACGUGUCGUCUCUGCAGCUGUAACGGACACACCGAAGAGUGCCAUUCCCAAACAGGACAGUGUCUGGAGUGUAGAGACCACACUACGGGACACAGCUGUGAGAGGUGUUUGGAUGGUUACUAUGGCGACCCUGUCCUGGGAUCAGGUGACCACUGUCGGCCCUGCCUUUGCCCCGAUGGACCCGGCAGCUCUCGGCAGUUUGCAGGGACCUGUUACCGUGGAGACAGCUCUGUACAGGCCAUCUGUGUCUGCAGCCAGGGGUACAGAGGUGCGCGCUGUGACGAGUGCUCACCUGGAUACUUUGGGAACCCUCACGAGGCGGGGGGGCAGUGCCGCCCCUGUGAUUGCCAUGGCAACAUCGACAUGCUGGACCCUGAGUCAUGUGACGCGUCGAGCGGGGAGUGCAUGCGCUGCCUUUACCACACGGAGGGCAGGAACUGUGAACUGUGCAAACUCAGUUACUAUGGAGACGCUCUACGGCAAGACUGCAGGAAGUGUGUGUGUAACCACUUGGGCAGCGUCCCGUCCAGUUGCCAUGCCCAUGGGGAGUGUGAGUGUGACAGGGACAGUGGGCAGUGCCAGUGUCUGCCCAGCGUCGUGGGUCAGUACUGUGACCGCUGUGCCCCUGACACCUGGAACAUGGGUAGCGGAGCUGGCUGUGAAAGUUGUGGAUGCCACCUUGAGCACUCCUACGGAACGUCCUGCAAUGAGAUCAGUGGACAGUGUUCGUGUAAACCCGGGUUUGGAGGCAGGACCUGCAGUGAGUGUCGUGAGCUGUUCUGGGGAGAUCCAGAGGUCAAAUGUCACGCAUGCGACUGUGACCCUCGUGGUAUCUCUCAGGAACAGUGCGAUAAAUCCUCUGGUCACUGUGUUUGUGUGGAGGGAGUGACCGGUCCCCGUUGCGACAUUUGUGCUCGCGGUUUCUCUGGCACCUUCCCUGACUGCCACCGCUGUCAUCAGUGCUUCAGUGAAUGGGACGCCAUCGUGGGGCAGCUGACCAAUCAGACGCACCGGCUCGUGAACAAGGUGAAUGCGGUGAAACAGAGUGGUGUGACAAGUGGGCCGUACCGCAGCAGCAUGGACAGUAUGGAGCGCAGCGCAGAGGGCAUCAGGGCUAUUCUCAACACAAACCCGGCAUCACAGCCUCUGAGUGAAGUACAGGAGCUACUGCAACAGGCCAGUGAGCUGAUUGGAUCCCUGACUGAGUCCCUGAACUCCACAGAGCAGGCCCUGGUCCAGACCUCGGACCAGGAUCAGGAGGUCCAGAGCAGACUGGACUCUGUAAGCUCAGACUCUCACAAACUCGAGCGCACUGUCCAGGAGCUGCUGGACCAGGUCGAGUUCAUCAAGAACUCAGACGUCAGAGGAGCGACGGCCAGUGUGAACAAGUACUACCUCCAGUCGCAGGCGUCUGAAGCUCGAGUGAACGCCUCCACCGUGGAUCAGAACAGCACCGUGGAAACGUCUGCCCGACUACGGCAGCUGACAGAGGACAAACUCAACAAGACCAGCCUGGACUUCCUGAAGAAGCACACAGAGCAUGCUCAGAAGCUCGACGACCUCGCUGGAGAAAUGCAGAGUCUGGACCUGUCAGAACUCAGUCAUAAGACCUGUGGCAGUGGUGUGUCCUUGGACGCCUGCUCCUCCUCCCCCUGUGGAGGUCUGGGCUGUGUUGACUCAGAGGGCCGUUCCAAAUGUGGAGGAGAGGGCUGCGGCGGUUUACUGACCACAGCCAAAAGCGCCUGGAUUACAGCACGAAACUCGGAGAAGGAGAUCAUCAGUGCCAUCGAGGAGGUGGAGAGACUGUCCAAGAUGGUGUCUGAGGCUAAAGUGAAGGCGGACGAGGCCAAACUGAGCGCUCAGGACGUUCUUCUAAAAACCAACCGCACCAAACACAGACUGGACCAGAGCAAUGAGGAGCUGCGCAGGCUCAUCAAACAAAUCAGGGACUUCCUCACACAGGAUGCUGCAGACCUGGAGAGCAUCGAGCUUGUUGCUAACGAGGUGCUAGCGAUGCAGAUGCCCACAAGCCCGGAGCAGCUGCAGAAUCUGACGGAGGAGAUUCGGGUGAAGGUGGAGGAGCUGGGGAGUGUGGAGCACAUCCUGGAGCAGAGCAGUCAGGAGAUCCAGAGAGCAGAGAGUCUCUUGGAGCAGGCUCGCCAAGCCAGUUCUGAAGCUGUCAAUGUGAAGGACUCAGCAGAGAGAGUGAAGAAGGCUCUGGACGAGGCUCAGAAGGCUCAAACUGCAGCUUCUAAAGCAAUAAACCAGGCAACACAAGACAUCCAGACCACCAACAAACUGCUGUCUACGGUGGAGUCAGAAACGGCAGAAGCAGAGCAGAAACUGACCCAGGCCACAGAGAGAGUCCAAAACCUGGAACAAAACGUGACUUUAUUGAGAGACAAGGCCCUGAACGUCUCACAGACCUCAGAGCAAACCAAACAGGACGCAGCCACCAUCGAGAAGAUUGCUGACCAAGUUAAAAAGGACCUGGACUCUGAGAUAAAGGACAAAUACUCGACGGUGGAGAAGUUGGUGGAUGAAAAAGCCGUGGGUUUGUCAGAGGCGAAGAAACGCGCAGAGUCUUUGCAGAAAGAAGCCAAAGAUCUGCUGCUCCAGGCCAGCAGCAAACUCCAACUGCUCAAAGAUUUGGAGAAAUCUUACGAGGACAAUCAGAAGACUCUGGAGCAGAAGGCGGAGCAGCUGGUGGAGCUUGAGUCGGCAGUGAAAGAGUUACUGCAGGAAAUCAGCCAUAAGGUCACAGUCUACAGCACCUGUCUGCUCUGAUGGACCCAGUUCUGUAAUACAACCAUAAAAAUAAAACUAAACACAAUGAUGUGUUGGGCAAUAUCAGAAUGUGUGACAUCGAAGGGUUUAUCCAGAACCAAUAUUUUUACUAAAAUGCCCAAGUCUAUGAUUUGUCUACAGCACCUGCCUGCGCUGAUGGACCUAAACCUAAACACACCUGAAACACACCUGAAAUAUACAACAAUAGAAGUGUCUCAGUAUUGGGGAUAUCGUGAUAAAUGAGGUAUCUUGCUGAUAUAUGGGACCAAUAUUUUUGGCAUUUUGACUACCGAGUAAAAUGGAAAUGGAAGAAAUCAAGAAGCAUCAAUUUUACUAGUUUGUAUGUCAGUUCACCCGUCCAUUCACCUGUCAUUUUAUCUGUCACUUCAAUUAGGCUCAAAAUAUGGCUACAUCUUUACACAAACAUGCAAAAAUGUUAUCCCACAUAGAUACGUACUGUCAUUAUUUUUACAACAGUGAAAAGUUAAUAUGUGAACUUUAUUAUAACUUUACAUAAAUCUGUGGGUCUUGCUAUGGAUUUUAAAAUAUUCUUGGUACUGGCAAAUAUCAGGUUAAACCAAUUAUCAGACUAUACCUAAUGCAUCCCCUUUUCAAAACAAAGUAAUUUUCAAGCUUUGUGGCUAUUUUACAAUAACAUAAAUGAAAGGAUUAUGAAGUUGU
Periophthalmus magnuspinnatus is the source of this 6180-nucleotide messenger RNA. RefSeq names its product laminin, beta 1a (gene lamb1a). Gene Ontology annotation, molecular function: extracellular matrix structural constituent; integrin binding. Lineage: Eukaryota; Metazoa; Chordata; Actinopteri; Gobiiformes; Gobiidae. Gene Ontology annotation, cellular component: laminin trimer. Gene Ontology annotation, biological process: basement membrane assembly; substrate adhesion-dependent cell spreading; cell migration. The transcript is spliced from 33 exons. The record is from RefSeq and is a predicted model, not a curated record. Bases 112 to 5499 code for a protein of 1795 amino acids.